CCGCAGUGCCGCCCGCGAGCGCUCCGGAGCCGGCGCGGGCUCGUGCGUGGAGGGGCCGGGCGGCCGUAGGCGGGGUCGGCUGGGAAAACGAAACCGAGAGUAACCGACCAGACGCGGCCGGGCUUCGGCGGACCCAGCGCGCGGGGUUACUGGAAGAAGAAAUGGCCAAUGAUCUUCCACGAGGUUUUUACUUGGAAGAACUUAAUAAAUACCGUCAGAUACAUAAUGUAGCACUUACGUAUCGUGAAUUGCCUGUGGAAGAACCUCUAUGUAAGGAAAGCAGGUUUAAAUUUCAAGUUAUAAUAGAUGAGAGAGUAUUUCCAGAAGCCGAAGGUAGAACAAAGAAGGGAGCAAGAAAUGCUGCAGCCAAAUUAGCCAUUGAGAUACUCGCUAAAGAAAAAAAGGCAGUUGGUUUUUUGUCAUCGACGACAACAGAUACUUCAGAAGGACAAUUCCGUGGGAAUUACAUAGGCCUUGUCAAUAGGUUUGCCCAGAAGUCGAAUCUACAUGUAAAUUACGAACAGAGUCAAUUGAGGGAGUUUGGGCGUGAAAGAUUUCACUGUAAAUGCAAAAUUGGGCAGAAAGAAUAUGGUGUUGGUACAGGUUCUACUAAACAGGAAGCAAAACAAGUGGCUGCUAGACUUGCAUUUCUUCAGUUACAAUCACAAGAAAUCCCAAAGAAAAUUGACCCAGUAUCCUCUGGUUCUUUUACUAUUGAGUUUGCUGACUUAGAAAGCAACUCUUCAGUGACAAGCACAUGUGCUUCUGAAUCAUCAUUUGAAAAUGACUUCUCAGCAAAUGCUUCAAAAACAGAUCCUAGCAGUGAUGGUUUAAACGAUUCUUCAUUAUCUGUGAAUGGUCUUGGAGACAAUCAAAAGAAGGUUAAAAGAAAAUUGGCACCUAGAUUUGACCCUCCUGAGUUAAUAGAAAACAAGUAUACUGUGGACUACAGGUUUGCCAAAAAUUUUGAAGAAAUAAAACUAAUUGGUACAGGUGGAUUUGGCCAAGUUUUCAAAGCAAAACAUCGAAUUGAUGGAAAGACUUACGUUAUUAAACGUGUUAAAUAUAAUAACAAGAAGGUAGAGCGUGAAGUACAAGCAUUGGCAGAACUUAAUCACGUGAAUAUUGUUCAUUAUCAUGCUUGUUGGGAUGGAGUUGAUUAUGAUCCUGAGUACAGUGAUGAUGAUACUGAGAAUAGUGAUGCUAAUCCUGAGAACAGCAGAAAAAAGUUAAGACCAAAGACUCAGUGCCUUUUCAUCCAAAUGGAAUUCUGUGAUAAAGGGACAUUGGAGCAAUGGAUUAAUGAAAGAAGAGACAAUAAACCAGAAAAAGCUUUGACUUUGGAAUUGUUUGAGCAAAUAACAACAGGAGUGGAUUAUAUACAUUCCAAGCAGUUAAUUCAUAGAGACCUUAAGCCAAGUAAUAUAUUUUUAGUAGAUACAAAACACAUAAAGAUUGGAGACUUUGGACUUGUAACAUCUCUUAACAAUAGUGAAAAGCGGACAAGUAAUAAAGGAACUUUGCUAUACAUGAGCCCAGAACAGAUUUGUUCACAAGAAUAUGGAAAGGAAGUGGAUAUCUAUGCUUUGGGGCUAAUUCUUGCUGAACUUCUUCACAUAUGUCCCACUGUUUCGGAAAGAAAGAAGAUCUUCAAAGAUCUAAGGAAAGGCAUCUUCUCAAAUCUGUUUGAUGAAAAAGAAGAAGCUCUUAUACAGAAAUUACUUUCAGAAAAUCCCAAGGAACGACCUAACACAUCUAAAAUACUGAAGACCUUAACUGAGUGGAAGAACGUUUUAGAGAUAAAGCAACGAAACACGUAUUAGGGCCCUUCUGAAGAAAAAUGUCAUCAUCUUUUUUUUACUUCAAGAACAUUCUUACAUUUGACUUCGUCCUGGCUCAUCUCUUUAUUCUGAAGAUGGCAAAAAGCUCUCAAAUCAUCUUCUUUAUACCAAUUGUUGAGUUCACUAGUGUU
This is a messenger RNA of Cynocephalus volans (Philippine flying lemur), 1972 nucleotides long. RefSeq names its product eukaryotic translation initiation factor 2 alpha kinase 2 (gene EIF2AK2). NCBI's taxonomy places the organism in Eukaryota, Metazoa, Chordata, Mammalia, Dermoptera, Cynocephalidae. Gene Ontology annotation, biological process: protein phosphorylation. Gene Ontology annotation, cellular component: cytoplasm; nucleus. The transcript is spliced from 17 exons. The record is from RefSeq and is a predicted model, not a curated record. Bases 162 to 1823 code for a protein of 553 amino acids. Gene Ontology annotation, molecular function: double-stranded RNA binding; eukaryotic translation initiation factor 2alpha kinase activity; ATP binding.